This is a messenger RNA of Paramecium sonneborni, 1236 nucleotides long. NCBI's taxonomy places the organism in Eukaryota, Ciliophora, Oligohymenophorea, Peniculida, Parameciidae. The record is from the annotation of a GenBank genome assembly.
AAAAUGUUUACAACAAGAUUUGUAUAUAGAUUUGCUAAAUCUGUACCUGUGGUUGAUGUUACAUCUUUCCUUGCUAAGAAGGGUGAUGCUUCAUCAUAAUGUGCUUAAGUAGCAGAAGCAUUACAUAAUUAUGGUGCUGUGUGUAUUAAAGAUCCAAGAGUUAAUGAUCGUCAUAAUGUUGAUUUCUUAGAUAUGAUGGAAAAGUAUUUUGAAUCUAGAGCUGCUAAAUUCUAUAAUAAUGAAAAAGUAUUAAUAUUAUUUAUCUCUCUAAAGGUUGAAGAUAUCUUUCCUAAUUAUGCUUAUUAAGUUGGAGCAACACCAGAGUUCGUUGAAAAAGCUAGAACUCACAACAAUGUUGUAAAAUAAUAUACAAAAGAAAAUGAAGCUUUAACUCCAUAACCAGCUCCUUAUGUAAUUAUUAUAUAUUACUAUUUAAGGAUGCCAAAUGGAGAUUCUUUUGGCCUAUUGAUGAUUCAGGUAAACGAGUUAAAGAUGAAGAGUAUUAUUAUUAUUAUAUGAUCUUCAUAUAGUUUUACACCUCCAAGAUUUAGACCUAAAGAUGUUCAAUAAUUUGGAGAAAGAAUGGAAUAAUGGGGUAAAAUGAUGAUAAAUGGAUGUUUAACAGUAGCAGAAAUGGCUGCUAUUGGUAUGAGUAUUCCAUCUGACUCUUUUACAAGUAGAAUGUAAAAUGCUCCUCAUUUACUUGCUCCAACUGGUUCUGAUCUAGAUAGACAUAAACCAGGAACUAUUUUUGCUGGAUUUCAUUAUGAUUUGAAUUUCUUAACUAUUCAUGGUAAAAGUCGUUAUCCUGGUUUAUAUGUUUGGUUAAGAAAUGGAGAGAGAAUUUCUGUAGCUGUACCAGAGGGACAUUUAUUAUUAUAAGCUGGAGCUUAAUUUGAUUUAUUAACUGGUGGAUAUGUAACAUGUGGAUAUCAUGAAGUAUUUUAUAUACUCAUCUAUUUAGGUUAUUUAUACAGAAGAAGCCAGAAAAAAAUAUGAAGAAAAUAAAAAAGCAGGAAAAAGUACUUGGAGAGUUUCAUCUACUCUAUUUUCACAUAUUAAUUCAGAUGUUACACUAUAACCAUUAGAUAAGUUCGCUAAACCUGGAUUACCUCCUAAAUAUAAACCAAUUAAAGCUUUCGAUUAAGUUUAAUAAGAAUUAGAAGCCAUCAAAUUAAAAUUAUGAACAACAUAUACAAUCAUUAUGUAUAUGGUAAAAAAAAUAUUAUCAAAAUC